AUGAAACUCUACGGCGCUACGAACUGUGCGGAGUGGUCAGCUCAUAUGUUCGACCAUAUUGACGGAUCUUUCUCGAAGCCUGCAAAUAUCAGCUCCAAAACGUCUCAUCAAACCAUCGACGAUUGGAUCAAGUACGAGCGCAAGAAUACUCAUGCCCGCAAGCUCAUCAUCGAGGCUCUCAGCGACGACAUCUACGCUGAGCUCUUCACCGGGAGAGGUUCGGACGACGCGCUUCUCUCGGAUGCUAAGGCUCUGUGGGAUGAGCUGAAGAGGCGCUUCACAGAACCCGACAUAUUCCGCACGAACUUCGCUCUGCAUCGCAAGCUCGCUGCUCCCCUUCAUAUUCAGACUUUCGUGCGCAACAUGGCGCACUUGAACACCCUCGCUCGGACUCAUGGACUGGAGGAGAUGCCGGAAUGGUAUCAGUCUGUCAUGCUGGUGGCGAGCUUGAAGGGAAGGCAGGGGUAGCGAUGGAGCACCACCGAGCCUGUACGAGGCAUUCAAGGAUGCGAAGAUAAAGAGCUUGGGAAAGAAG
Molecule: messenger RNA, 535 nt
Organism: Trematosphaeria pertusa
Lineage: Eukaryota; Fungi; Ascomycota; Dothideomycetes; Pleosporales; Trematosphaeriaceae
Exons: 2
Coding region: 1-468 (155 amino acids)
Source: RefSeq, a predicted model, not a curated record